UUCCAAUAGCAAUCAGGCAGCAUGCAUCCCAUAGCACAAGUGGUAGCGCUGCCGGCCCGCUGUGACAUAAACAACACUAAAUCCUUGACCUUAAACUUUAUAAGCUGCUACUGCUUGAGAAAACCACGUCAAUCUAUUUGGAUUUGUUGAUAAAAAAUUGGGUUGCAGAUCAAAAUUGAUUGUGCAGAAGGCAGCUAGAAAAAGCGUGCACAUUAAAGUUUUCAAUUAUCCUUUAAAUAAUAGAAUUAAGCAACAAACAAAAUGCCGAAAGCUGAGAAAGUGAAAGUAAAUGUUAAGGAAAGGGUCGAUGAUAAUGUUUGUGAUUUGAGCUUGAGUGGAAUUAAUGAGAUACCGGUGCGAGAGAUAGCUUCUUUUAAGCGGGUUACUGUGUUGGACUUGUCGAGCAAUUGUAUCACUUCAUUGGGAAAAAGUUUCAUCACGCUAACACGUCUCGUCAAAGUUGACUUAAGUAAAAACCAAAUACGUUAUUUACCAGAGGAAUUUGGUUUACUACGGAAUUUGCGACAUUUGGACUUGUACGAUAAUAAAUUGGAGCAUCUGCCACUAAGUUUUGGUAAUUUAACAAAUUUACGAUAUUUGGAUUUGAAAGGCAACCCAUUAACGCCAGCACUAGCUAAAGUGGUUGGUUUCUGUCUCACCACCAAAGAAUGUCAGGAUUCAGCUAGGAAUACCGUGAAAUUUUUGAAUCGCAUGCAAGCCGAAGCGGAAAAGGCUAAAGAGCAGUACAAACUCGAAGCGCUAACGACCGCUACUGCUCCAACUGAGGAUAUUGGCGUCGAAGAGAAACCGCUUGAAAAUGCAAAAUCAAAGAAAUCAACUGCUAAGAAAGCUAAGUCGAAAUCAAAGAAAGCAAACACCAACAACAAUAACAAUGAUAUAAGCGCUGAAGUGAAAAUUGCACCAACAAAUGCCAACAGCAAGGCUACGAAAUCCAAAAAACAUGGAAAUGGUGCAGCGAAAAAGUCCAUAUCCAAAUCGAGCACAGCACUUACAACUGUUUUCACAUUCUUCAUACUGCUGGCCAUUAAUGUCGUGGUUAUUUACAUGAUUAUGUUCAAGAAUCCCGAAAUAGCCGAUCGCUUGGUAGAGUUUAUACCACAUCAAUACCGCGAUUGGAUACUGACUAAAACGGAAAUUUUCCGUCUUCGUGUCACCGACUGGAUUUCGGAAUUUCGCACACCGCCACAGGAACACUGACGGUUCAUUUAUUUGAAGCCGUAAGUUAUGUGACGCGCUUCAAAUAAAACGCCAAGAAAAUGAAAGUUGGAGCAUUUUUA
Messenger RNA from Bactrocera latifrons, 1298 nucleotides. Its product is annotated as leucine-rich repeat-containing protein 59. Bases 262 to 1218 code for a protein of 318 amino acids. The transcript has 4 exons. The record is from RefSeq and is a predicted model, not a curated record. NCBI's taxonomy places the organism in Eukaryota, Metazoa, Arthropoda, Insecta, Diptera, Tephritidae. Gene Ontology annotation, molecular function: protein binding.